Dissoconium aciculare CBS 342.82 is the source of this 2089-nucleotide messenger RNA. RefSeq names its product putative phenol monooxygenase. The transcript is spliced from 2 exons. Lineage: Eukaryota; Fungi; Ascomycota; Dothideomycetes; Mycosphaerellales; Dissoconiaceae. The coding region runs from base 61 to 1839 and encodes 592 amino acids. Gene Ontology annotation, molecular function: FAD binding. The record is from RefSeq and is a predicted model, not a curated record.
CCUGUUACUAGUGUUCUACUCGAAGCAAAUCUGUCAUCGAAAAGGUACUUCAUAUCGACCAUGGAAACCACACAAGUUGUAAUCAUAGGUGGUGGAGGAUGCGGUUUGACCCUUUCAAGUCUAUUGUCCAAUUAUGGCGUUGACCAUAUCUUGUUCGAGCAGCAUGCUACCACUUCACGCCUGCCGAAGGCACAUUACAUAAAUCAGCGGACCAUGGAGAUAUUCCGUCAACAUGGUCUCGCAGAUGAGAUCGUCGCCACGGGUGCGGAUGGGCGUUUCUUUCGCAGGAUUGUCUGGAAGUCAUCUUUGGGCGGCGAUAAACCGACUGAUCGGAGGACUUUGGCGAGUGUGAAUGCAUUUCCAGCUGGACAUUUAGCAAACCGAGACAAACCGCAUGGCCCUAUGUGUUCUCGAAAUCUGCCACAAAUUCGCUUGGAACCAAUUCUGAAGCAGCUUGCGAUCAAAAAGAACUCCGAAGGCAUUAGGUUCGAACACAGAGUCGUUGACAUCGUCUCGACGGACUCAGGUGUUGUAGUGAAGGUGGUCGAUGCUGAAGGAUUAGAGCAUACUGUACAAUCCAAGUACGUUGUCGGAGCAGACGGUGGGAGGUUCGUGGGCGCCAACAUCGGCACUCAGAUGCAUGGAAUCCGGAACAUUUUUGAAGUGGUCACGACCCACUUCAAAGCCGAUCUGUCCAAAAUUUGGGACGAGGAUGUCUUCCUCGCCAACGUGAAGGGCGAGCACGGAGAAGCUGGCGUCUUGCCCAUGGGACCGACAUGGGGCAAACAUUCGGAGGAAUGGGUCAUACACAUGUCACAUCCUGUAGGCGAGUCUACUGGCAAAGGAGAGGAUCAGAUCAAGACCAAGAUCGCCGCGAUUCUCUCCAUCCCGACAUCUGACAUUGAGAUCUUGAUGAUCAGUGCAUGGUCACCGGAAUGUGUGCUUUCCGAUGCAUACAAGAAAGGCCCCGUCUUCAUCGCUGGAGAUGCCGCACAUCGUCAUCCUCCAACAUCCGGUCUGGGUCUCAACACCGCUGUGGCGGACGCGCACAACCUGGCAUGGAAGCUGGCGCUCGUCUUGAAGCAUGGCGCGAACGGAGGCAUCCUUGAUUCGUAUGAACAGGAGAGACAUCCCGCCGGAAGACGAAACUGCGAUUGGUCAUUGAUGGCAUUGUCGAACAGAAGAGUGCUUGCUACAGCGCUCGAAAUGGCUGCCCAGACAGAACAGCUUUGCGUGAACGAGGGCGGUCUUCGAUCGUCAAAAGCGCUACUUCAAGCUGUCCUUGAGACACAGAAAGUCGAGUUCAGUGCACACGAUCUGGAGGUUGGACACAUCUAUGAGAGUGUUUCAAUUGUCCCCGACGGAACGGCUAUCGAAAAGGUCGACCCAUUGGGCCAAGUCUACUACCCGUCCACAAGACCGGGUCAUCGUCUACCACACUGCUGGCUUCGGACCAGCACCUCAAGCCGUAUCCCGACAGUGUCAACUCAUGAUCUGGUCGGGCAAUCACUCCAAUUCGUACUGGUCACCGAUGCCGGUGGGCAAGCGUGGAAGAAUGCGAUCAGUGAUCUGCAGUCCACGUCACCUGCGCUUGUUAAAUGCGUCACCAUUCUGCCCCGGGGUACUCAAAGUACCGAUAAAGCGAGCGAGUUUAUCGACGUCGACGGGCAAUGGGAGAACUUAAGUGAAUUGAGUCAAGGUGGUGCCAUUUUGAUCCGUCCGGACAACUACGUCGCUUGGCGAUCCAUCAAUGCGGACGCGCAAGCUAUUCCAACCUUGAUCGAACUUUUGAAAAAGACUCUUAAGUCCUCGAAAUCCUCGACGGAUCUGAAGUUGUAAAUACAUACUCUGAAUCCGACGAUCUUCUGCCCAGGUGAAUAGUCACUCAAUUGCAUUCCCUGCGGCUGCGCGUUCACUGGGCAUUUGACAUAAAGUCAGGCUUCAGAAGCUUUGUAGCCAUUGCCAGUAAGAUUAACACAGCGCUAGCACGAGAAAGCCAUCGACAUGUUAUUAUCGGCCUAAUUUCGUAGCAAUCGAGACACAUAAAACGGAAUCUCCUCUCACACGCUCUUGCCAAAACCUGACUGCA